This is a messenger RNA of Chelonus insularis, 5927 nucleotides long. RefSeq names its product transient receptor potential cation channel, subfamily M (gene Trpm). The transcript is spliced from 19 exons. The coding region runs from base 863 to 5806 and encodes 1647 amino acids. Gene Ontology annotation, cellular component: plasma membrane. Gene Ontology annotation, biological process: monoatomic cation transmembrane transport; protein tetramerization; metal ion transport. Gene Ontology annotation, molecular function: monoatomic cation channel activity. NCBI's taxonomy places the organism in Eukaryota, Metazoa, Arthropoda, Insecta, Hymenoptera, Braconidae. The record is from RefSeq and is a predicted model, not a curated record.
UAUAAAGUAAAAAUAAAUAAAAUAGUAAAGUAUAGUUUAACAAAGUUCAAAACUGUAACAAGCUAGGUCUGAAGGAUAGAAUAUAUGUAUAGUAUGCAAAUCAACACUGACUGAACCACGCUGACCCAAUUUAUGGUCAGUGGCGUGAGAGCCUAGAACUUGGUGAGACAUUUACUGUUAAGUCUGUCUUAAAAGGUGUUCAUGUGCAAAAAUCGGUGCAUUGAUAUCAAGAUAAAUAAUAAAAAUUGGAUUAAUUCAUAAUCGUACGUCUAUGUUGCAAAAACGGAUAGUAAAAAAUUGAUUGUAAUGUUAAUGUGAUAUUCUAAAAGGAAGAUUAGGUUAAGUUUAAUACACAUGUUUUUGUGUAUUAUAUGUAAUGUUCAAAGCUUGGUGAUGAUUGGUGUUAAUUACUGUUCAACGAUAAAAUAAACUCAUGAGUAUGAGAAGUGCGUCUUGGUACUCAGUUUCCAAGACGUUUGCAAUUGGAAAAAACCAAGAUAGCGUUAGAUAUCGUGUAGGCCAACGUGUCGUGGCUGUCACGAGACUGAACUGUUACGAGAGUAUGCUGCAUAACAUUUUAUUUAGAGUAAUUAUAUAUUUAUCAAUUCAGCAAACUCUUGUACUACGCCAUAUAUUUGGAAGGGGGACUUUUUUAGUCUGUGAUUGAUAAUUUGCUUUCUAGAGAAAUUAUUUUUCGUAUUUUUACUAUUGUAAUUCUUAUUAUUAUAUAUUUUAAAAAAGCCAAUAAUUAUUGUAUUUGGAGUAUCCUGAGAAAUUAGGAAUGACUGAAAAGCCAAAAAUUAUCAGAGUGUUUUUUAAAAAUUUCUUAAUAAAGUAAAUAAAAAAAAAACCAUACACCAUCAUGGCCAUUGGAAGUGUAAUUUGUGGAGCUAACACUCCAAAAACAAAAAGAAAAAAAAUAAAGUCUCAAGAACGAAGCUGGAUUGAAGGAACAUUUCAGAAGCGAGAAUGUAUGAAAUUUAUACCUAGCGCAAAAGAUGAACACAGGUUCGAAGAAGUACAGGGAGAUAAACGCGCUGAAUACGACGUAAUAACUUCUUCCAGAUGUUGUUGUGGGCAUUCGUAUACACAUCAUUGCGGUACCGGAGCGGAUGUGCAAAAUUAUGUGACCGGAAAUGCAGCAGAAAUUGAACGGGACCAAUGGACACCUGGAAAAAAUACACGUCCUUUACCUACUGAUGCAUAUGGUACAUUAGAAUUCCAAGGUGGUCCACAUCCUAUGAAAGCUCAAUAUAUUAGAUUGGCCCAUGAUACUCGACCAGAACCGAUAGUUCAACUUUUACGCCGGGAAUGGAAUUUAGGUUUGCCUAGACUUCUAAUAACAGUUCAUGGUGGACGAUCUAAUUUUGAGCUUCAACCAGCUUUAAAAAAGGUUUUACGUAAAGGACUCUUAAAGGCUGCUAAGACAACUGGAGCAUGGAUAUUUACAGGGGGAACUAAUACUGGUGUAACACGACAAGUUGGGGAUGCUCUAUUAUUGGAGCGGUCACAAAGGCAAGGUCGCGUUGUUAGCAUAGGAAUUGCACCGUGGGGAAUACUAGAGAAAAGUCAUGAAUUAAUAGGACGUGGAAAGGAAAUUUCUUACGAUUCAAUUUCUUCGCCAUGGUCAAAAUAUGCAGUAUUGAAUAAUCGUCAUGCUUAUUUUUUACUCGUUGAUAACGGCACGGGAGGUCGUUAUGGAGCUGAAAUAGUUUUGCGCCGAAAACUUGAAAAAUAUAUAUCAAAUUUAAAACUGCAACCAUAUACUCACAGCAGUAUUCCAGUAGUAGCAUUAGUGAUUGAGGGUGGAACCAAUACUAUCCGAUCAGUACUCGAAUAUGUAACUGAUAAUCCACCGGUUCCAGUGGUAGUGUGUGAUGGAUCGGGUCGUGCAGCUGAUCUUAUUGCUUUCAUGCAUAAGUAUGCUGUUGAAUAUGAUUCAGAAAGUGGUAGUGAUAGUCACUUGGAAAGUAUGAAAGAGCAUUUGUUAGAAACAAUUAAACAUACCUUUAAAGUUUCACCUGAGCAAGCUGUUCAAUUAUAUUCAGAAUUACUUCAAUGUACUCGUAAAAAACAUUUAAUAACUGUAUUUAGGAUAACACAAGAUCUUCCUCAAGAACUAGAUCAAACUAUUUUAACAGCAUUAUUUAAAUCUCAACAAUUAUCUCCAACAGAACAAUUAUCAUUGGCUUUAAUAUGGAAUCGAGUUGACAUUGCUCGAAGUGAAAUAUUUGUUUAUGGUCAAAAAUGGCCACCAGGUGCUUUAGAUCAAGCAAUGAUGCAAGCUUUACAACAUGACAGGAUUGAUUUUGUCAAGCUAUUGCUUGAAAAUGGUGUAUCAAUGAGAAAAUUUUUAUCUAUACCACGUCUUGAAGAGCUUUACAAUACAAAAGACGGGCCAUCAAAUACUCUUGGGUAUAUUCUUCGAGACGUAAGGCCACAUAUUCCACAAGGGUAUAUGUAUACUCUUCAUGACAUUGGUUUAGUCAUUAACAAGUUAAUGGGCGGCGCUUAUCGAUCUCAAUACACUCGCAGAAAGUUUCGAAUGAUUUAUGUUAAAGUAAUGAAACGUUCUGGUCAUCCAUCAACUCAUCGUAACAGUACUGCCAUUGGAGUUCCUCGAUAUUAUUCAGGAUUAGGUGAAAAAUCACAUGGUUUAACAAUGAGUUUAUUAGCCGAAACUCUACCUGCCGAUCGAGAUACUCCACUUUUUGAUUAUCCUUUUAAUGAAUUACUUAUAUGGGCUGUGCUUACAAAACGACAACAAAUGGCACUUCUUAUGUGGCAGCAUGGUGAAGAAGCGUUAGCAAAAGCUCUGGUAGCUUUGAAGCUUUAUAAAGCUAUGGCACAUGAAGCUGCUGAAGAUGAUCUUGAAACAGAAGUUUAUGAUGAACUUCGUGGUUAUGGAAAAGAAUUCGAAAAUAUUGCUUUAGAACUUUUGGACUACUGCUAUCGUCAGGAUGACGAUCAAACUCAACAAUUAUUAACUUCUGAACUUCAAAAUUGGUCAGGUCAAACUUGCCUUUCUCUUGCAGUGACAGCUAAUCAUCGACCAUUACUUGCACAUCCCUGUAGUCAAAUAAUAUUAGCUGACUUGUGGAUGGGUGGCCUUCGAACUCGAAAAAAUACCAAUUUAAAGGUAAUUCUUGGUUUAGUAUGUCCUCUAUACAUAAUACGAUUAGAAUUCAAAACCCGUGAAGAGCUACAGCUAAUGCCUCAAACUCAAGAAGAACACUUGAUAGCUCUAGAAGAUGAAAAUGAAGAGAGCGAGCCAGAACAAGGUGCACCUACUGGUCCAGAUGUUGAGAAACGUCCACGCAGGAGUAUCAGUAUUUCCAACAAACCCGGAAGCCUGCAAGGCAUUAAGGCUUUAAUAAGUAAUGAAAAUACAACUACAGCCAAAGAAACAAUUGUUCAAGAAAAUGGCAAAGUACUUGCAGACAAUGAUGAUAAUUUUCAUCGACCUUACGAAAUUUUACCAGAAUAUUAUGAUAACAAAACAAGUAGACCUUUACGUUUUAAGAAAAAAUUGUGGGAAUUUUAUACAGCACCGAUAACUAAAUUCUGGGCAAAUGCUAUAGCGUAUAUCCUAUUUUUAAUUUUUUUUUCAUACUCAAUUCUCAUUCGAAUGGGAGAUCGUCCUACUUGGCCCGAAAUUUAUGCAAUUGCAUACAUAUGUACUUUAGGAUGUGAAAAAGUACGAGAAAUUGUCACAUCUGAACCAGCAACAUUAGCACAUAAAUUUAGUGUAUGGUCUUGGAAUAUGUGGAAUCCAUGUGAUGCCGCUGCAAUUAUUUUUUUCCAUAUUGGACUAAUACUUAGAUUACGUCAAUCGACCCUGGAUGUUGGUCGAGUGAUCUAUUGCGUUGAUAGUAUUUAUUGGUAUCUUCGAAUUUUGAAUAUACUGGGAGUUAAUAAAUAUUUUGGUCCUUUAGUCACGAUGAUGGGAAAAAUGGUAAAGAAUAUGAUCUACUUUGUUGUUCUUUUACUGGUGGUGCUGAUGAGUUUUGGAGUAGCACGACAAGCUAUUUUAAAUCCAAACGCCAAACCAAAAUGGCGUAUCCUUCGAGAUAUAUUCAUGGAACCAUAUUUUAUGCUUUACGGUGAAGUGUAUGCUGAUAAUAUUGAUCCAGAUUGUGGAGAUGAACCUGGAAUGAUUCCAUGUUUACCAGGUCGAUGGAUAACUCCAGCAGUGAUGUCAAUGUAUUUGUUAGUAGCUAAUAUUUUGCUCAUUAAUCUUCUAAUUGCUGUAUUUAAUAAUAUCUUUAUUGAAGUAAAUGCAGUAGCACAUCAAGUUUGGAUGUUUCAAAGGUUUACGGUUGUUAUGGAGUAUGAACAAAAACCUGUUUUACCUCCACCAUUAAUUGUCAUAAAUCAUAUAUAUUUAUUAGUAAAGUACAUAAUGAGAUACAUAACUCAACAUGAAAUGCGUUCAGUAGAAACAUACGAUAAUGGUUUAAAGCUUUUUCUCGAAGCUGAUGAUAUGGAACGCCUGUAUGAUUUUGAAGAAGAUUGUGUUGAGGGAUAUUUUAGAGAGCAAGAAUUAAAGUUACAAAUGUCAACUGAAGAGCGUGUAAAACUAACAACAGAAAGAGUGGAAAAUAUGUACCAAAAGAUAGAGGAUAUUGAUAAAAAAGAACAUAAUCAACAUGCAUCUUUACAAUCUGUAGAAUUUCGUAUUCGUAAAUUAGAAGAGUUAAAUGAACAAACAUUAGCACAUUUAGGUGUAAUCCAUCGAUUUAUGGCAACCCAUAUGCCUGGAGAAAAUUUUUCUAAUUUAGAUCUUGAAGUACGAUCAAGAAGGGUAUCAGAAAGAUCCGAAGUAGUAUCCGAUGCUGAGUCUCAUACACACAUACCAAAUUUAUUACGUCAAAAAAAAUUAAUACGAUCUUUAACAGAUGCAACUGUACUUCAUAGUCCAUUUGUAGAUGAUGAUACUUUAAAACAAUCGGAAACAUCACGAGAGAACCUUAGUAGAAAUGAAUCUUCAUCUAGUGGAGAUAUUCCAACAACUGGACCAGAUGAGAAAAAAAAUGUGACAACUAGUCAAGAAGAGAGUGGUGAAAGUAAAGACAUCCCUGAACCUGAACCUGGAGUUUUAAAACCAAAACCCGAAGUUGAAAGAGAUACAAGUAGUGACAUACCUAUGUCAGAAAUGCGACAGGAUUCGUCUGAACGUCCAACGCGACAAAGUAGCCGAACUCGUUCAGAGUCUGAAGAUGCCGUACUUUUAGCAUCUUCUGGACAACGAGGAGUUAAAUGGGCAGAACCCAAAGUAGCUAUGAUUCAUCCAAAUUCUACUGGUUCUAAUCAACGAUCACUUUUAUUAGCUAUGAGAGCUGAAUACACAAGCAUUACUGAUGAAUUAGAAAGUUAUUGUGGACUUUUAAGUCCUCCUCGAACUCCUCCAGUUUCUCCACCUCCAAAUAGAUCCAAAAAUUUUUCAGAAAUGAAUCCUGAAAUGGCCUUGCAAAUUGAAAAUGAGCAUUUACGUGAUGCGGAAGAAUGUGAUUAUCAACAAAUGGAAGAUCUUAUUCAUCGACGAUAUAUGGAAAGUAGUGAUGAAGAUUCUGAAAAUGAAGAUGCUCCUAAGACUAAACUUUACUUAACUAAUGAACAUCGAAUUCUACGACGAUCAUCGGCUAUUGAUGAAGAUACUCGAAGACCUCCACCUACUAUAAGCGUUACUAGAGAAAUUGAACAAACAUUAUCAAGGCCAUCAGCUAUGCGAGAUUCAAAUAUUUCUGAUAAUAAUGAUAAAAAUAUGACGAAUGGGCCGGCUCCAGCUUCCGAGACAAUGUGUUAAUUCAAUUUCAAUUAUUGAUGAAAAUGUCUGGAAAAUAAUUCAUUUAUAUCAUUAUUUCCAAUACCAAAGUAAGUUGUAAUUAUAAUUAUUUAUUUUUUGAGCGAGUAUUUUUAUUAUUUUA